AUAUGAAUUUAUUGACUGGAGCUUGCUGUCAGAAUCUGAGAGCGGGAGUACUACACCACAGACCACAUCAAUGCGAUGUUACAAGCCGCGCUUGGCAACUUUCUUGAACGUCGUCACGGUGUACGUUUUUAUGUCCUGUCAUGCUGGAAUAAGAAAGAAGAAAUACCGAUGUUCUGCCUGUAUACGAAUUAUCACCCAACCAAGUAUCAUGAUAUGCAGUUACCUGAGUCUGUCAAGGCGGCCUGUGAGAGCAUUAAGGAGGGUCCAGCGGGGUGGUAUAUAGAUAGCGUUUCUUCUCAUUGGGGCUGGGAUUCUGAAGAGUACCAGUGGCCGGAGGAAUUACUGGUGAGUUUCUUACAACUACACCUUCAUACGCUGCUUAACUUCGAAGGCCUAGAAUCAGGAUAGUAUUCAAUGACCCAAUGCUCGAGUACUUACUUCUAUUUCUCCUCUUGAAUUACUGUCCAUUAAGUCUAAUCCGAAUGACAGUC
Messenger RNA from Serpula lacrymans var. lacrymans S7.9, 491 nucleotides. RefSeq lists its product as uncharacterized. Bases 169 to 408 code for a protein of 79 amino acids. NCBI's taxonomy places the organism in Eukaryota, Fungi, Basidiomycota, Agaricomycetes, Boletales, Serpulaceae. The transcript has 4 exons. The record is from RefSeq and is a predicted model, not a curated record.